CUUACUCUCUCCAGACUCCAGGAGCCCUCUACGCAUCUCCGAUUCCAUCUCUCUUACGACUCUUCAUCAUAUUCACACGGGACAAAGAACCCCCAUUUCCUUGAUUUCUCUCUUUAUUCUUUCUGGGUUUGGUGACAGAAUACAGAAACAAUUUAUCUGUUUCCAUGGCUGAUGCCACAAAGCACCUCUCCAUCAAUGGAGGGACUCUCUUCUCAGACUUCAAGACCCUCCUCCCUCUCUCCAAACCUAAGAAAACCACUGUGGCUUUUCUUUAUGGGUUCGUCUUUGCCUUCAUUUGUUUCACUGUUUUUCUGGCAUUCAAUCCUUCUUCUAAUUCCUCUUCUCCUUGGUUCUCCAACAUCUUCAGUACUGAUUUUAGUUCCAAUAGCUCAACACGAUCUGAUUCCGGUGAAUCUCAUUUUUCUUCUCUUUUCUCUUAUUUCUUUCCCGACAACACAUUUGAUUCUCAAGAAUCUAAAAACAUCUCUUCUAGUGUGGCCGUACCUCCCUCUUCUAUUCCUCCACAAUCCAAUGUAACCAGAUCUAGUGUGAUUGUAGCUCCAUCGUUUUCUUCUUCCAGUGCAAAUACAACACUAUCCAUUGUACAAAACAAUACCCAAAUAGUUCAUGAACCAAAUGAAGUUACUGGUUUGCAGAAUCAGACGGCAGUCCCUCCCAGCGUGAAAGGAGUGCCACCCAAUGCAAAUACAACUACGACUACGCAGAGGGUUUCUGAUAAAGGUGAUGGUUUGAAUGCAAAUCAAACAAUGGUUGGAGCACCAGGAGUCCCUAUAGUGGCUAAUUCUGGGGAAGGAGAGAAGGGAGUUGCAGAGAAGGGCUUGAAAUCGAAUUAUUCUGCUUCGUUACUGAAGAAACAGAGCAAUGGGACUGAUUCAGGAGUGUCGGUGGAGCAGGAGAAGCAGAAUGUUUUACAAUCUCUGAUGAAUUGCAAUUUCUUUGAUGGUGAAUGGGUCAUAGACGAUUCAUAUCCUCUGUACCAACCUGGAUCUUGCUCGCUCAUCGAUGAGCAGUUCAAUUGUAUCAUUAAUGGGCGGCCAGAUAAGAAUUACCAGAAAUACAAAUGGAAGCCCAAGGGAUGCACUUUACCAAGGUUUAACGGGGCUCACAUGCUGGAGCUGUUGAGAGGAAAGCGGCUUGUUUUUGUCGGUGAUUCGCUAAAUAGAAACAUGUGGGAAUCUCUAGUCUGCAUACUUAGAAACUCAGUGAAGGAUCAAAGCAAGGUUUUUGAAGCCAAAGGAAGACACCAUUUCCGAGGGGAAGCUUCAUACUCUUUCGUAUUCAAAGAUUACAGCUUUACUGUAGAGUUCUUUGUAUCUCCUUUCUUGGUUCAAGAAUGGGAAGUGCAAGACAAAAAUGGAGCAAAGAAGGAGACGCUUCGGCUUGAUUUAGUAAGCAAGUCUUCCGAUCAGUUUAAAGGUGCCGAUAUCAUCAUCUUCAACACCGGUCAUUGGUGGACUCAUGACAAAACAUCCCGAGGGAAAGAUUAUUACCAAGAAGGUGGCCAUGUCUAUGAAGAAUUGAAUGUUGUUGAGGCAUUUCGGAAAGCGUUGACAACAUGGUCAAGAUGGGCUGAUGCCAAUAUUAAUCCAAAGAAGUCCAUGGUUUUCUUUAGGGGUUACUCCGCUUCCCAUUUCAGUGGUGGACAGUGGAAUUCCGGUGGUGCUUGCGACCAUGAGACUGAGCCAAUAAAGAAUGAAAAAUAUCUAAGGCAUUAUCCGUCCAAGAUGUUGGUAUUGGAGAAGGUGCUUAGGAACAUGAAAACAAAUGUCAUCUACCAAAACAUUACACGAAUGACGGAUUUCCGAAAGGAUGGUCAUCCGUCAAUGUAUCGGAAGCACAACCUGUCGGAGGUGGAAAGGAGGUCGCCAAUGCAUUACCAGGACUGUAGCCAUUGGUGCCUUCCUGGCGUGCCUGAUGCGUGGAACGAGAUUCUCUAUGCCGAGCUCCUAGUUAGAGUUAACCAGAAGGGACAGUGAUUGAGGUAAAAUCAUAGGUAGAACCAGUACAGUUUUUUUUGUUUCAAUUUUGAGAAUACAUGAACAAACAAACAUGAAGAAGAAUAUCCAAGGAAGAAACAUCCUCCUAGACAAAGUCAUAUGAAAGAGAUGAGUAUUAUUAUUUUUGAGUACUCAAAUCUGUGAGUAGUAUAUUUAUUGGUUUUAUGUGUAUAAGAAAAGAGAGGAGAAAGGGAGAAUGGGUUGUUAUUUCAGUUGGUUAUUGGAUCAAAAUCUUUUCUCUGCUUCA
Molecule: messenger RNA, 2265 nt
Organism: Tripterygium wilfordii
Lineage: Eukaryota; Viridiplantae; Streptophyta; Magnoliopsida; Celastrales; Celastraceae
Product: protein trichome birefringence-like
Exons: 5
Coding region: 165-1997 (610 amino acids)
Cellular component (GO): Golgi apparatus
Molecular function (GO): O-acetyltransferase activity
Source: RefSeq, a predicted model, not a curated record